AGUCUCGGCCAUUUCCGCGCCCCCCGGCGCGGGGACUCUUACUGCAGCGAGGAGUCCCGCAGCCGGGCUGCCCCGCAGACCUCUCCGCACCGCAGUAGAGGCACCGGCCCGCCCAGCGAGCAAGCUCGGUCCCAGCUGUGUGCCUGUCCCGCUCCUUGCCCUCUCUCCUCCUCCUCGCUGCCUGCCCCGUCCCUCUGCGCCGGGAUGCCUCCCAACCUGACCGGCUAUUACCGCUUCGUCUCCCAGGAGAAUAUGGACAACUACCUGCGUGCUUUAGAUAUUAAUGUGGUCCUGCGAAAACUGGUUUGCCUCUUGAAGCCUGAUAAAGAGAUCAUCCACACGGGAGAUCACAUGGUCAUCCGCACGAUCACCUCCCUGCGAGACUAUGUCAUGGAUUUUGACCUGGGAGUCCAGUUUGAGGAAGACCUGGGACCUGUGGAUGGACGCAAGUGCCAGACAACUGUCUCCUGGGAGGGGGAUCAGCUGGUAUGUGAGCAGCUAGGAGAGAAGAGGAAUCGGGGCUGGAGGCACUGGCUGGAGGGAGACCAGCUGCAUCUGCGCAUGACCGCUGAAGAUGAGGUCUGUGUCCAAGUUUUCCAGAAAGUGAAGUGAGCGCUCGGAAAGAUGCCUGGAUGGGACCCUCACUCUCGAGUGCAAACUGUCCCAGAUUGAAAAAGAAACAAGACUCGAAAGAGACGAGCACACACACACACA
Molecule: messenger RNA, 714 nt
Organism: Calypte anna (Anna's hummingbird)
Lineage: Eukaryota; Metazoa; Chordata; Aves; Apodiformes; Trochilidae
Gene: RBP5
Product: retinol binding protein 5
Exons: 4
Coding region: 205-612 (135 amino acids)
Biological process (GO): fatty acid transport
Cellular component (GO): nucleus; cytosol
Molecular function (GO): fatty acid binding
Source: RefSeq, a predicted model, not a curated record